AUGGGCCAAGCUCAUUAUUACUGUCAUCAUCGCUGGUCCAAUGGACCACCUGCCGAUACACCGAAAUCGGAGGAAGAGGCUCUUGCUCGCAUUGAUGAGCUCUACAGCUCCGGCGCACCAUGGUUCAGUAAAGAGACUAUCCGCUCUGCUUUAGAGCAAAUACAGCGUCAACCGGCCCAUGGUGACAAAAUUUUUGUCAAAGCCAUAGACGGCGCAAUGGUUGAGUAUGAUACCAAGUGCGGCGAUAUCAAGACUAUGCGCGAGCCAGAUGGACCCGAUACAGAGUGGGUACUCCAGGGACUCGCUAUCUCAUACCAGUGCCGAGCAAAUAUGCGGCACCGCAUCUUCUGGGGAGGCUUCGACGAACAAGUUCCAAAUCUCAACAGCGUAUACAUCGUGCAUUCGUGUCUGAUCCGCAGAAAAGAUAACCAUCAGCCCACUGACAACAUCACCCGUCUACCGCUGGAGGUAGCCCGUGCCGAUUUCGAAAAGCACCAACAAGCCUGGAUCGAAACGGAGAUGUGCAGGACCCUCACCAAGUUCCUGGAUUCCUCCGCAGCACACCUGGAGAUCAACAAGAUCGUAGCCGUGUCUCUGGGAUGCCUCUCCUAUCAACGGGACCAGGACCAAGAUAGACCCGGUCGUCAAUCGUAUCAGCAUGCGCUUGUUCUCACACUACGUGAUUGGCUGAGAAAGAAGAACGGCAUGACCAAGGUGCCCUGCUACGUUCAGGAUCCGGAGUACGUAGAUGUGGAUCGGGCUCUUCUUGCAGAACAUGAAGUUGAGGUGAUUGAGGAUCCGAUGGCGUGGUUAGAGAUGGAUGAUUUCUCAAUCGUGGUGUCUAUUGCGUCAAAUGUACCGACUAAAGAAAUUAUUACUGAUGUUGCGAGACCGGCCGUGGUCAUUUGGAAUAAGGUCGGUGAUAAUGACUAUGAUAAGAAAGGGGAGGGUUCUUUGACAGACCCGUGUUCUGCUCGGGUGCGGGCGUUGAUGGAAGGAUAUGAUUGUUUUGACUGGGGGGCGAGCGAUGAGUAUUUUGGGGAUGUUUGGAUGUAUGUUCGGCGACCGAAGACGUUAUGUCAGGAGUGA
Messenger RNA from Penicillium longicatenatum, 1089 nucleotides. RefSeq lists its product as uncharacterized. The record is from RefSeq and is a predicted model, not a curated record. The transcript has 3 exons. Bases 1 to 1089 code for a protein of 362 amino acids. NCBI's taxonomy places the organism in Eukaryota, Fungi, Ascomycota, Eurotiomycetes, Eurotiales, Aspergillaceae.